UGGCAAAAAGCCCCUCGUCGAAGCGUAAGCUCCCAAUUCAGUCAGUCGCUCACAUUACUCUUGACACAGAGUGCACGCACAUGACCUGCCCAGUGCUCCAUUGGCAUUUCGCACGGGUCACCAUCUACCUUUUUUUUUCAUGUUUCUCUCGCGGCUGCUGCACGUUAGUGGCUUUCUCCCUCCCCGCACCCUUGGCCAUCAUGGAGGCAUGGGUCCAGCCAGCGGAAUGCAGCACAAAAGGAUCAAAGGCGGCAUGAGUGGGACUGUGCCCACGAUGAGGCACGUCAGGAGGCGUUCG
Messenger RNA from Acaromyces ingoldii, 298 nucleotides. RefSeq lists its product as hypothetical. The record is from RefSeq and is a predicted model, not a curated record. The transcript has a single exon. NCBI's taxonomy places the organism in Eukaryota, Fungi, Basidiomycota, Exobasidiomycetes, Exobasidiales, Cryptobasidiaceae. The coding region runs from base 81 to 257 and encodes 58 amino acids.